Rotaria sordida is the source of this 342-nucleotide messenger RNA. The record is from the annotation of a GenBank genome assembly. Lineage: Eukaryota; Metazoa; Rotifera; Eurotatoria; Philodinida; Philodinidae.
AUGGAACAAUUAGAAUACGAUUUAGCAAGAGCUAUCUUUUAUGUUGAAACUGUUCGUUUUAAUAUGGAUCAAACAUUACAAGAAAAAGAAGCACAAACAACAAAUAAUGAUCAUGAAUAUGAUGAAGAAAAUGAGACGAUGAGUGAUCCAGCUAAAUUUGCUCAAAUGUUGAAUAUGACGACAAAUGAAAAUAUUAAUAUUCCAUCAGAUCAACGGUAUGCUGUUCAAUUAGAACAACUUAUUUCAAUGGGUUUCACUAAUCGUGAAGAGAAUUUAGAAGCACUAACAGCAACGAUGGGAGAUAUUAUUGCAGCUCUUGAACGACUUCCAUCUGAAAAAUAA